Messenger RNA from Colletotrichum acutatum, 2211 nucleotides. RefSeq lists its product as uncharacterized. Bases 198 to 1877 code for a protein of 559 amino acids. The transcript is spliced from 3 exons. Gene Ontology annotation, molecular function: zinc ion binding; DNA-binding transcription factor activity, RNA polymerase II-specific. The record is from RefSeq and is a predicted model, not a curated record. NCBI's taxonomy places the organism in Eukaryota, Fungi, Ascomycota, Sordariomycetes, Glomerellales, Glomerellaceae. Gene Ontology annotation, biological process: regulation of DNA-templated transcription.
ACAUACUUUACACCACUCCACCCAAAUCACCACUCGUCUCACACACGCAUCCGACUUUUUGUUUUUGCAAUUAAUCUUGCUCUAGAGGGAAGAAACAAAGGGCCACAACGAGAAAGGGUGAAAAAAGAGAAGAAGAAGAAAAGACACCUUGCUCUCGCGGGAUCCUCCCGUCUGUUGCCCGCGGUGACAAUCUCACCAUGGCGCACGCCCAGGAUUCCCAAGAGCCCCAUAAACGGAAACGGGACGCAGACGACGGCGGCGCUCAGCCAGCUCAUUCUGAUCGCAUUCCCCAGCCUCCUCCGCCUCAGUCAGGCAAUGCAUCCAUUAUCAACUACCUAUCCAAAGCCAGUGCUGGCAGACUCCAGCUCAUUCAGGGAGAACCUGACACAUUCUCGGAUGUGCUUGGUUUAUUAAAUCAGUACGAAGGGGUUCUCAAUAGACAUGAGAGUCUCGCGGCAAACUUGGGCGCCAAGCUCACCGGGCCCCGUCUUUUGAAAGCUAUGGAGGGAGCUUUUGAAGGUCCCAUCAUCACCAACCCACCGCCUCCAUAUGGCGCGGCACCCGUGAGCUGGCUGGAUAUUGUCACCUUUGCCAAGACAAAUCCUGAGAAAUUUAUUCUCACCACCGGACACGACGGCGAGCGGACAUGUCAAUUUUACCUGAACGGCAUUCAGACCCAGAUUCUCGAAGAUGACUGGCGGCUCAUUAUUAACGGUGCCUUGGACAGGUUCUCAGUCGUGUCCACGGCUCCCCUGGAAGAGGAUGAGACGGCCGAGGUCGCGACACUGGAAAUUGUGGAGCAGCGACUACAGGUUCUCAUCAAGAAAGCCGAUGAGAUCGCCAAGAGGGCACGACAGCUCAACUACCAUUUGAGCGGCCGCAGAGCCGGAAUCAACUCGCGCCAUGGCGGGCAGCAAGGAAGCAGCUCGGCGUUCCAGUCCGUCAACCACUCCAGAGGCCACGUUGCCCACGGAGCUGGAUACGACCUUCACGCAGACCUGCUCCAGCAGUUUCUGUCGUCUUCCCAGGCCUACCCCCCUCGGGUGCCCUCCAGCGCCGGCCUCGAGCAGGCCCAUUCGACGGGCCAACACACACCGCCCGCGACAAAUCCUCAUCCGCACUCACUACCCCUGCAGGGACGUCCAGUUGUCGUGCAUGCGCCGCCGGUCAUGCCACAGAGAGAUCCGUCGUAUGACCCGUCGUCGCCGCACCGGGCCAUCAUCACCGCAAGGAUAGAAAAGUUGAAUAAGGGAGACCAGAUUUGGCCGCCGUGCGACCGCUGCCGCAGGCUCAAGUCGCCGUGCAUCAAGCACCUGACGGCCUGCCAGGGCUGUACGAAGAAGCACGCCAAGUGCGGGUGGAAAACGAUUACCGAAGAAGAGAUUGUCUGGCUCAGCCGCGAGGCCAGCAGCAGCGCCGACGAAGCGCCGCACGUAGAACCGAGCCCGGUUCAGCCGGCGCCGGUGAGGACUUUACGAUAUGAUCCAACGCAGGACGACGGCCGAUCUCACGAGCCGCCGCCGCAGCCGCAGCCGCCUACGUCGUCUUCCGCCAAUCUUAUGCCGGGAGGAGGAGACGUCUCUCGACCGGCUAGCAGAGGUCAGCCGGACCAUCGCCAGCGGUCGCCGUUAGACGCUGGAUCUCGAAGCAGGACGAGCAGCUUCAUGGACGUGGAGCAUGAACCACCCCCGCCGAUGAACCACAAGCCCUGGAUGCCGGAGCCGCACCCGCACCGCGGGGAGCAGCAGCAUCAGAACCAACUGCCCAGUCUGAAGAACGACCACAUGCUGCUCAGCCACAUGGCGUCGGCUGCGACUGCGGCCGCUGAUGCGCGGGAUGCUACCUCAACCCCGGCGAGCAGCAUGGUUGGACGAUGAUCUAGGUAGCCAGCAAACGACACCAUUUGCGGCAGAUGGCUUAUUCAUACAUGAAACGGGGCCGCUCUAGCAGCACCGCCAUGCUCUUUAUUCAGAGGGAUAGGAGGGGCAACAGGAUUCGAAAAGAGCGUACCUAGUGUGUGUUUGUGUGUGCAAUGUGUGUAGUGCGUAUAGUGCGUAUGUGCGAGUGCAUUGCGAGGUGCGAACCAAGGAAACGAAGGCAAAAAAUGAUAUAAAUUAAUAAUGAUAUACAGUAAGCUCACUGCAGUGCUGUGUCAAAUUACUUAGUGGUGACGUGUAGCUGGCUUACUUUUGUUCGUGGUGGUAUUUGGAU